AUGGUAAAAUCUAGUUUACAACGCAAAGCUCCUAUAACCAAAGGCUAUAUAUGUAUAUUUGUAUGUUUCGCGACCAAAGCAAUACAUAUAGAAUUAGCUAGUGAUUUAUCAACUGAAUAUAAUGCCACAAAUUUCGUGGGUGCAAAUCGCAAGUUACAGGAACUUAAAAAAUUAUUUUUAUCAGACACGUUAGAUCCCGAAAUCCAAAAAUUAACGGCAGAACUUGGUAUACGUUGGCAUUUCAUCCCUCCUAGAUCCCCUCAUUUUGGCGGUCUGUGGGAAGCGGCCAUUAAAUCUGUAAAAACUCACUUAAAUAAAUUAUUGGGAAACGCUAUUCUAACCUACGAGGAACUAAACACUGUGCUUGCUCAAAUAGAAGCGUGCUUAAAUUCACGCCCGUUGACUCCUUUAUCAUCUGAUCCAUCUGAUCCUUCUGUACUUACUCCCGGUCAUUUUCUGGUGGGAAGCUCUUUAGUCUCUUUGCCAGAACCUGAUUUCACGACAACACCUCUCAAUAGAUUAACGAGGUGGAGAAGAGUGAGUCAUUUAUUUCAAGAAUUUUGGCGCCGCUGGUCUAAAGAUUAUUUGGUGCAACUACAACAGCGAAAUAAGUGGGAAAAUGACAGAGGACCUAGGCUUCGAAUUGGCACUAUUGUACUCGUGCGUGAUGAUAAUCUUCCCCCUUUGCGCUGGAAAAUAGGACGAGUUGAAGAAGUUCAUGUCGGAAGUGACGGAGUCAUUCGUGUGGCAACUAUUUCAACCUCAAGUGGUCAAUUCAAACGAGCAGUCCGAUUAUUAUGUCCUUUGCCCUUUGAAGGCAAUCAUAAUUAAAUAUUAUUAUUAUUUUUAUUUUUGUAUUUAUAUUUAUAUUUAUGUUCUGAUAUUGAAUAGC
Molecule: messenger RNA, 892 nt
Organism: Myzus persicae (green peach aphid)
Lineage: Eukaryota; Metazoa; Arthropoda; Insecta; Hemiptera; Aphididae
Exons: 2
Coding region: 1-831 (276 amino acids)
Biological process (GO): DNA integration
Molecular function (GO): nucleic acid binding
Source: RefSeq, a predicted model, not a curated record